AUGUCUCCUACACCUGUCUACCCUGCCCCAUACACCUGUCCACUUUGUCUCCUACACAUGUGUACCCUGCCCCCAACACCUGUCCACCUUGCCCCUUACACCUGUCCAUCCUGCCUCCUAACCUGUCUACCUGCCCCUCCACCUGUCCAGCCUGUCAACCCUGUCCCUACACCUGUCCACUUUGUCUCCUACACCUGUCUACCAUGCCUCCUACACCUGUCUACCCUGACCCCUACACCUGUCCACCUUGCCCCUUACACCUGUCAACCCUGCAUCCUACACCUGUCGACCAUGUCUCCUACACCUGUCUACCCAUCAUCCUACGCCUGUCCACCCUGCACCCUACACCUGUCGACCAUGUCUCCUACACCUAUCCACCUUGCCCCUUACACCUGUCCAGCUUUUCCUACACCUGUCGACCAUGCCCCCUGCACCUGUCCAGCUUUUCUCCCACACCAGUACACCCUGCCCCCUACACCUUCCCAGCUUUUCUCCUACGCCUGUCCACCCUGCCUUCUACACUUGCCCAGCUUCUUCCUACACCUGUCCACCAUGUCUCAUACACUUGUUCACCCUGCCCCCUACACCUGUCCAGCUUUUCUCCUACACCAGUCGACCAUACUCCCUGCACCUGUCCAGCUUUUCUCCUACACUGUCCACCCUGCCUUCUACACUUGCCCAGCUUUUCUCCUACGCCUGCCCACCAUGUCUCAUACACUUGUUCACCCUGCCCCCUACACCUGUCCAACCUUUUCUCCUACACCAGUCGACCAUACUCCCUGCACCUGUCCAGCUUUUCUCCUACACCUGUACACCCUUCCCCCUACACCUGUCCAGCUUUUCUCCUACACCUGUCCACCCUGCCCCACACACACCUGUCCAGCUUUUCUCCUACACCUGUCCACCCUGCCUCCUACACCUUCCCAGCUUUUCUCCUACACCUGUCCACCAUGCCCCGUACACCUGUCCACCCUGUUUCCUAUACCUGUCCACCCUGCCUCCUACACCUGUCCACCCUGCCCCUUCACCUUUCAAGCUUUUCUCCUUCACCUGUCGACCAUGCCUCCUACAUCUGUCCACCCUGCCUCCUACACCUGUCUACCCUGCCCCCUACACCUGUCCACCCUGCCCCCCACACCUGUCAACCCUGCCUCCUAA
Messenger RNA from Haliotis rufescens (red abalone), 1158 nucleotides. Its product is annotated as extensin-like. The record is from RefSeq and is a predicted model, not a curated record. The transcript has a single exon. The coding region runs from base 1 to 1158 and encodes 385 amino acids. NCBI's taxonomy places the organism in Eukaryota, Metazoa, Mollusca, Gastropoda, Lepetellida, Haliotidae.